Messenger RNA from Syngnathus acus (greater pipefish), 2937 nucleotides. RefSeq names its product cytohesin-3. The record is from RefSeq and is a predicted model, not a curated record. Gene Ontology annotation, molecular function: guanyl-nucleotide exchange factor activity. Gene Ontology annotation, biological process: regulation of ARF protein signal transduction. The coding region runs from base 544 to 1728 and encodes 394 amino acids. The transcript is spliced from 14 exons. Lineage: Eukaryota; Metazoa; Chordata; Actinopteri; Syngnathiformes; Syngnathidae.
GAUCCCUAACCCCGGCUUGCAGCUGAGAGUCCAGGAAGAGGGGUGAGGCAGAGGACUCAUUGUGCCACACCACAGGGGACAAUGGAAGAAAGUUUGAGGAAAGGAAGUGAAGUGACGGAGACGCCCUCAUCCUGCGCCCUCUAUUAGGGGCGGGGCUUGGGACGUCGAAGCGGUUGCAGCGGAGCGAAUGUGAACACACUCGCUGAGGAUGAAUCAGACGAGAGAGAGAGAGAGAAGGAGGGGGAGAACAGUCUCGUCGCGUGGACACAUUUCCAUUUCACGCGUCCUUCCUCACAAUUAAGGAUCUGAUUAACAUUCAUUUGUGGGCAGAUUGCUGCCACUUUGCACUCCUUCAUUUUCACCAUCAUCUGCUUGUCUCCAGACGUCUGACAGACUCAUACACACCGGCUUGUCACCGAGGAAAGAGACGGGGGGAGAGAGGAAAAAAAAAAAAAAUCCUAAUAAGAGAGGAAAAACAUAGAUUUGCAGGGGUCCAUCCGGACACACCUUGAGGAGGACUGCCCUGUCACCGCUUGGAUCAAUAUGGAUGAAAACAAUCAUGUUCCUGAGGAUCUCUCCCUGGAGGAGAAGGAUGAGCUGUGCAACAUCCGGCGUAGGAAAAGAGAACUGCUGGACGACAUUGAGAGGUUGAAGUGUGAAAUUGCCGAGGUCAUGACAGAAAUCGAGCAGCUGACGUGUGUCGGCGAGAGUAAAACAUCCCAGAGAAACAAACAGAUCGCAAUGGGCAGGAAGAAAUUCAACAUGGACCCUAAAAAGGGAAUCCAGUUCUUACUUGAGAACGACCUCCUUCAGCACACUCCAGAAGACAUUGCGCAAUUUCUGUAUAAAGGAGAAGGUCUCAAUAAGACGGUCAUUGGAGACUACCUCGGCGAACGGGAUGACUUCAACAUUAAGGUGCUGCAGGCUUUUGUGGAGCUACACGAGUUUGCUGACCUCAACCUCGUCCAAGCGCUACGGCAAUUCCUGUGGAGUUUCCGUUUGCCAGGUGAAGCUCAGAAGAUCGAUCGCAUGAUGGAGGCCUUUGCUUCGCGCUACUGCCAGUGCAACCCGGGGGUCUUCCAGUCUACAGAUACUUGCUACGUGCUGUCGUUUGCUAUCAUCAUGCUGAAUACCAGCCUGCAUAACCCCAACGUUAGAGACAAGCCCCCCGUGGAGCGUUUCAUCUCCAUGAACAGAGGGAUCAACGAAGGCGGAGACUUGCCAGAGGAGCUUCUCAGGAACCUUUACGAGAGCAUAAAAAACGAGCCGUUUAAGAUCCCGGAGGAUGACGGGAAUGAUCUGACGCAUACCUUCUUCAACCCCGACAGAGAAGGCUGGCUCUUAAAGCUUGGCGGCAGGGUGAAGACGUGGAAGAGGAGGUGGUUCAUACUGACAGACAACUGCCUGUAUUACUUUGAAUACACAACCGAUAAAGAGCCCCGUGGGAUUAUCCCCUUGGAAAACCUGAGUAUCCGUGAAGUGGAUGAACCUAGGAAACCGAACUGCUUCGAGCUCUACAACCCUAACCACAAAGGGCAGGUCAUCAAGGCCUGCAAAACGGAAGCGGACGGACGCGUGGUGGAGGGCAACCACGUGGUUUACAGAAUCUCGGCCCCCACGCCCGAGGAGAAGGAGGAAUGGAUCAAAUCCAUCAAAGCCAGCAUCAGCAGAGAUCCUUUCUAUGAUAUGUUGGCCACCAGGAAGAGGAGGAUAGCCAAUAAGAAAUAACCAAAGGCAUCUUUCAACUUCUUUCCUUUGGAUCACUGCCACGUCCGAGUCCAGCAAAAUCAAACUUUCACUUGAGGAUCAGGAGUUGCACUAUGGGCAACAUUUUGGUGGGACACGUCUGUUAAGACUUUGUCUGUAAAGACUUUAACACCCUCUGGCGGAUAUUACGAGGAAUGACAUGUACUUCACUCAGCUGAUGGGUACCAUUCUGAACAAUCCUGUCUUGAUGAAAGCCUCAAACAAAAUCAGCUGGUCUGAUUUGUAUAUGCAAAAUGCACUGACUUAUUUGUGGCUAUAGACAAACACAAAACCCCAAUAGACUCGAAACUAUUAGGGAUAUUGGGCUUCUAGAUGCAAUUUCAGGAUGAACAUAAGAUGCAUUACAGUGCUGCCUUGAGUUACGAGUGACUCGAGCUUAAGGACAAUACAACCCAAUGCAAAUGUAUUUAUAAAGCGCAGUUUACAACACCCUCACCUGUAACAAAGCGCUUCACUUAUGGCAAAUGGGACAACCACAAAGACAGCGAAAACAGUAAAUUAGUCAAAAAGCCAAAGUGGGUGAACACAUGAAGACCCUUUCCCGCCCAAGGACGCAUAAUGCUCGACUAUCGUUAUAAGAUUAUCAUUAUAUUUGAGGUGUAUUUAGAGCUUAAACAUUAAACAUGUUCAAUAAAUUGAGACCUAAAACUUUUUUUGUGUGUGGGGAAAGCCGACUACUUAUUAGUAAAUACUAAAUAAUAUAGGAAAUUUAGCUAUUGCCGACGUUGUGUGACGCAAGAGAGUGUAGCCAAUUGAAGCAGCGCCCUGACUGACGAACAAGGAGGCGGUGAUAAAUAAAACAUGUCCUCCUUACCCAAUGUCGUUCUUUGUAUAAAACUAGACUCCCCAAAGAGCAUUUUACAGAGCAAAUUAUUUUUUGUCGACAAUACCAUCUUACAACGCUCCUCCACGAAAUAUUUACGAACAUUCGGCAAGUUUCGGUGUAUACCCGGAAGUACCUGCCAGCUUCUCUUCGCGCUUGUGACGUCAAGCGUGAUCACGCGAGAGGUCCGCCUUGUGUGACGUCCAUAUUACACUGCCUCCUAGCGGCCCAGGCAUACACAACAGAAGGAUCACAAUUAAUAGCAUUUCCAUUCAUUUUAAUUAAAACUUGAUUUAAAUGCAUUUUAGUUUCAUCCUAAAAUCCGACCUAAAAGCCAAAUAGCUAAA